UAAUUGUGUGCGUGUGCGACUCCGAAUGUUUUUGGUUUCUUAUUAUUAUUAACAAAAAACAAGUGACCCAGAAAUAUGAGUGAAUCGCUUGCAGAAACUGCAGCUGCAGCGGAAAAUGAAGAGCAGGCCGACGACUCGAUGGAAAAGCUGGUCUUCGACGAGGAAGACGAGCAGAUGGUCUCCGGCGAAGAUUUACUGGGUGGCAAGAGUUUGAUGAUGUCGGAUGACAGCGAAACCGAAGAUGGAACCCAGGAAAAGGCCCUAAAGGUAUCACCCAAGAACAGGCGGCGAAGGAUGAUGGACAGUGACCAGAAGGAUGAACCCCUAGAGCAAGGAAAGGAUGAUUCCACAAAAAACAACGAAGAUGUGGAGGAGAAGAUGGUUUCCAGGCCGAAAAAGAAGGUAUCCGCCAUCAUAGAUUCGGAUAAUGAUGAAGAGCAGCAGGCGGACAAAAAGACGCGGAAGGAGGAGGAGAAGCAACCCGUCAAAAAAAGCAAGAAGAAGCAAUCCCAGGUGGAUGACGACCAGGAGGAGCAGGAGAAACCUGUUAAACCUAAUAAGACAAAGAAGGCGGUAAAGAAUAAGAAGCUGACCCAAGCAGACAAGGUGGAGGACGACCAAGAUAACUCUUCCAAGGAGGGCAAACCAAAAAAAGUGGUCAAAAAUAAGAAACAAACGGCUAAAGAGGAUAAAUCCCAAGCAAACGAAGAGGACGACCACCAUCAGCAGGAUGAGAAACCUGCAAAGACACAAAAGUCAAAAAAGUUGUCCAAGAAACAGAUGCAACCAGAGGAUGAAAAGGAGGACAAUGGCACUGCACAGGAUAAGAAGAAACCUCCACCAAAAUCAAAAGCAAAAAAGUCCGUCAAAUCUAAAAUAGAUUCCCAAUUAGACAAAGAGGAGGAUCUGCAAAUGGACGUGGAUGAAGACCCUAAAAUUGACCAAGAAGAUCAGGAGACUCAAAAGCAGAAGAAAUCAGCCAAGAAAAUUAACAAGGACAAUAAGGAAAAGUCAGGUGGAGACCAGGAACACCAAGAGCAAAAGAAGGCACCCAAGAAAAACAAGAAAAUUAAUUCGGAUAAUAUAGACACCAUCGAUGAUAAGGAACAGAUAGUUAAGCCAAAAAAGCUGACCAAGAAAAUCAAAAAGAAAGUACUGAGCGAUGACGAGUCAGAGGAAAAUCACGAUGAUGAGGUGGAGGAUCAGACUCUCAAGAAAAUGGGCAGUGAAAACAAGCCAGACAUGGGCAGCGAUAAGGAAGACCAGGAAAUGCAGGAACCUCCCAAAAAAGCAAAGAAAAGUAAGCAACGAAUGGACAGUGAAAGCGAAGAUGAAAUUCCGAAAACCCAAAGCGAAGAAGAAACCAGUUCACCCAAAAAUAAACUGAAAGGGUUGGUGGACUCCGAAUCUGAACCGGAAGAAGCUGCUGCGGAAGUAAGUCCCGUCAAGAACAAACUUAAAGGAUUGGUGGACUCGGAAUCGGAAACAGAGCUAGACAAUCCAGAGGAAUCUGCAGGAGAACAGGAAGCGCCCAUUGAAAGCGCUCUCUCCAGAGAGAAACCUAAGAAGCCCAAAGUUGUUCGCGAAUCAGCUAAGAAAGCGCUGGAGGGGAUGCAGGCCAUCCAAAGUGAACAGCAGCGUUUGCACCGCGAGGCACACAUCAAUGUGCCCUAUCAUCAGCCGAAACCAAGGACACUGAAGGAGUUUCUUAGCCGACGAACCAUCAACGCUCCACUGGCCACGGCUCUGGCUGGAGGAAGUCCCAUGCCCAGCAGGCAGCCAAGGAAGUCAGUGGGACUGCGGAUGACCAGGGAGGAAUUGGAGGCUUAUGCAAAACUUAUGGAGGAUCGCGCCAAAGAAGCUACUGAGUUCUUUAAGUCUGAAUCAGAGCCAGAUGAGGAGGAUGAUUCGGAGAACGAAGAACCUAUGGAAUUAAAAGACAAUCCAGGUGUUAUGGAUGAGAGGCUGGAUAAUCCAAAAACUCCAGAAGAGCCCAAGAACGACACAGAGGACAUGACCAGCCAAGCAGUUAUUGAGGAACCUGUCCUGGAUGAAGAUAAUCCCGUCGGGGAAGAAGCAUUGGUGGCAGAUUCUAUUAAUGAAGAAGAACCCAUUCCCUCCACCUCUACUGCAGCUGCCCUAAAUAUCGCAGAUAACUUGGAAAGUCAUCAAGAGACUAAUACGACAUCCCCCAGCAAAGUCUGUCUGGUUACAGAAGUGGUGGAACUGCCCAAGCUGGACUUGAGCACCAUCAAUAUAACACCGCCCUCUAAGCCAGCAACUCCUAAGAUCAGCGAAGUUAUUCGCCGGCUGAAGAUUGAGAAGAGCUUAGAUGAGAGCCCUUCGCUGAAAGGGGAUCCCAACAUGGUUAUUGAUCUGGAAACGGGUGAUAUGUUCGCCAAAAAACCAACUGGUGUGGAUGAUCUGCUAAACCGUCUGAUGAAAACGCGAGAAGCUAAAAAGCACAAGACCACAGAGACUGUCAACAUCCUAACCACUGAACAUGGCAAGCUGGAGAUGUCCAAGGUGAGCAUUCACCUGCAUGAAGAGGAAAUUGCAAAAGAACCGAAACCCGGAGCGGGUUACUUGAAAAUGCAGGAGCAUCUAAAAACCCUGAUCACUAAGAAACGCAUGGAGGACCUGCGCAAGAAGCAGGCUGAAGAACAGGAGAAAAUGGCAGAAGAUGAGGAGGAAGGCAUGGAUGUGGAUGAGGAGUACGAACCGGAAGAUAAACCUGGUUAUGCAGAAGUAACUAUAAAUGAAGACGAGGAAAUCAUAGAUAAGGUUGAUAGCAUUGCUGAGGAUGAUGACGAUGCUGAAGAAAACAAAAACGAUGCAGACGAAGACCCCGAAGACAAUCCAGUUGAAGACAUUGAGAAUGAGGAAAAUGACAGUGAAAGUGAGCAGGAAUGUGAAGCGGACCCACAGCCAGAAACGCAAACCAGAAAGAAGAACCGCAUCAUUAAAGCCUUCGAGGACGACAACUCCGAUGAAGAUGAUCUCGACCUGCUGCAGACUCCGAAGCCAAGCAAUGUUGCUCCCAUAACCGCUACUCAGUUCCAAUUAUCCGCCCACAAGCUUUUCGAUGUGGAGACCCGACGCACGGCCAGCGACGAGGAGAAUGAACUGCUGGAUCUGUGUUCCGGCCAGUUUCCGCCGACCCAAACGCAUUCCUCCGCCGCUCCUUCGGUGGAUCCAGCUGUGAUUAGUCAGAUUCCCAUGACACAGUUUGGCGGCAGCAGCCAGGCAGCGGAUGAACUGGAGGGUCUGUGUUCUGGUACCUUCGCAACCCAGUUGCCAUCGCAAGCAACCACUCAACAGCUGGAACAGCAGGAAGAAUCCGAAGUACCGGCAGCAGUAUCGAACAGAAUAGUAUCCAGCGACGAAGAAGCACAGGUGGAUGUCUUGGAAGUCGAUAAGCCAAGAAACAAAAAACUUACCAAGAAAAGGCCAAAGAAAAAGGCCAAAUUAGGCUUCUCGGAUGAUGAAGAUAGCGAUGGUGAAGUUCAGGAAUUCGAGGAGGAAAGUGACGCAGAGCCAGUGGAGGAAAUACCGGAAACCUUUGUAGACUACGAUUCCGAGGAAAAUGAAAUUGUUGUGGAGAUGACUAAGAAGGAUCGUAAAAUACGAGCCGCCAACUUUGUGGACAAAGAAGCAGAGCUGUCUGAAUCCGAAUGGGGAUCUGCCGACGAGGAUGAGAAGAACAUGGACGAGUACGACAUUGAGUUGGGCGACGAAGAUCAGUUCGAUCGUGAUAAACUGCGGCAUGAGCUUGGCCAGAUACAUGCGCGUAAAAUGAUGGAUCAGGAUAUUCGGGAAGUGCGCAAGAUCAAGGAAUUGCUCUUCGAAGAGGAGGAAGAGGGAGCGAAUCGCCAGCGCCAAUUCCGUUGGAAGAACGUGGAGGCCGGAUUCAGUCUAGACGAUAAUCGACCUGACAAUGGUGAAGGAAACGACGGCAGUGGCGAUGAGGAGAACGAGCAUCUGUGGCGAAAAAUACGCUAUGAACGCGAGCAGCUUCUCUUAGAGAAGGGUUUAAAACCGGAGGUGGCCUUACCGCUUUCCACGUCCGUGAUAAACACCAGUAACAAUGGUAAUUCGCCGUCCAUUCGCCGACUGAACAUAAUUUCCUCUAAGAAGACAACCGUGGAGGUGAAGAAAAGUUCUCCAUUCCUGAUCUCAAAAACAAUAGCUGGCAAGCAGCAGAAGAGCGCUGUUCGUGGCUCCUUUCUAGUUCGGGACCAGCAGACGCUCACCAAACUGGCAGGACUCACAAAAGGAACCUCCGGCGAUGUGGACGCCGCGGAGGGGACUAUUUCAGUGAAGUCUGCGAAGGCGAAAAACUUUGUUUUCGCCACGCUAACGGAGGAGGAACACGAGAAUCGAAAGAGAAAAGCUGCCGAUAUACUGAAUAGCAGCACCGAGACUGGGGUAAACUUCAUGAAGAAACCGAAGAUGGAGCCUCGGAGAGACAAGUGCCUAAUAGAUCAGCUCCUUUGAUCGAUUCUUCUUUUGAGCUAAGACUUAAAUGUACAUUUCAAAAGUUAGACUGCUAAGAUAAAUAAUAGGAGUGAAUAAAAAUAAGUUACAUUUUAUAUUUGCUUAGAUAGAAACAGUAUAAAGUGGUUAUACUGCCUUAUAACUGGAAUAUUCCUUA
Messenger RNA from Drosophila sechellia, 4654 nucleotides. RefSeq names its product claspin (gene Claspin). Gene Ontology annotation, biological process: activation of protein kinase activity; mitotic G2 DNA damage checkpoint signaling; mitotic DNA replication checkpoint signaling. The record is from RefSeq and is a predicted model, not a curated record. Gene Ontology annotation, molecular function: anaphase-promoting complex binding. NCBI's taxonomy places the organism in Eukaryota, Metazoa, Arthropoda, Insecta, Diptera, Drosophilidae. The transcript has 7 exons. Bases 76 to 4497 code for a protein of 1473 amino acids.